Messenger RNA from Peromyscus californicus insignis, 4566 nucleotides. Its product is annotated as cysteine-rich, acidic integral membrane protein-like. The transcript is spliced from 21 exons. NCBI's taxonomy places the organism in Eukaryota, Metazoa, Chordata, Mammalia, Rodentia, Cricetidae. The record is from RefSeq and is a predicted model, not a curated record. Bases 1 to 4566 code for a protein of 1521 amino acids.
AUGGGAGACUGUGAUAAUACAAAAGGAGACUAUGAUGACACAGUAGCAGAUUGUGAGGUCACAGUAAAAGACGGAGACAGUGAUGACACAGUAGGAGACCGUGAUGACACAAUCGGAGAUGGUGAUGACACAAUCAGAGAUUGUGAUGACACAAUAGGAUCCUGUGAUGACACAAGAGUAGACUGUGAUGACACACAAGGAGACCGUGAUGACACAAUAGGAGAGUGCAAGGACUCAAUAGGACACUGUGAUGACACAAUAGGAGAUUGUGAUGAAACAAUAGGGGACUUUGAUGAUACAAUAGGAGACACACAAGCAGAUUGUGUUGACAAAAGUGGAAACAGUUGUGACAUAGAAGGAGACCGUGAAUACAAAAUAGGAGAGUAUGAUGACACAGUAGGAGUUGGUGAAGAUACAAUAGGACACAAUGAUGACACAAUAGAAGACUGUGAUGACAUAAGAGGACACUUUGAGGCCACAACAGGAGACUGUGAUGCCACAAUUGGAGACUGUGACUGUGAUGACAAAGUAGCAGUUUGUGUUGACACAAGAGGGAACAGUGAUGACAGAGUAGGGGACCGUGAUGACAUUAUAGGAAACAUUAAUGACACAGUAGGAGACUUUCAUGACACAGUAGGAGACCAAAAAGAAACAGUAGGAAACAGUGAUGACACGAUAGUAGAGAGUGAUGACACAAUAGAAGACUCUGAUGACACACUAGGAGCUUGUGUUGACACAGUAGGAGACAACGAUGACACAAUAGGAGACUCUGAUGACAAAAUAAGAGACUGUGAUGACAAAGUAGGAGACAGUGAUGACACAGUAGCAGAUUAUGAUGACACAGUAAGAGAUUUGGAUGACAUACUAGGAGAAUACAAGGAUGAUAGAAUUGGAGAAUAUGAUGAUUCAAUAUGUGACUGUGAUGACGCAGUAGGAGACCGUGAUGACACAAGAGGAGAACAUGAUGACACUAUAGGAGACUGUGAUGGCAAAACAGGAGACUGUGGAGACCGUGAGGACACAAUAGGAGACUGUGAUAACAAAAUAGGAGACUGUGGUGAUACAAAAGGGAACUUAGAUGACAGUGGUGACUGUGAUGACACAAUAGGAGACUGGGAUGACACAGUGGGAGACCAUGUUGACACAGUAGGAGACUAUGAUGACACAAUAGGAGACUCUGAAAACAUAAUAGGAGAAUGCGAUGAUGCAAUAGGAGCCUAUGAUGACACAGUAGGAAUCUGUGAUGACAUAACAGGAGACUAUUUUGAUGACAAAUUAGAAGACUGUGAUGACACAGUAGGAGACUGUUAUGACACAGUAGGAAAGUGUAAUGACACAGUAGGAGACAGUGAUGACACAAUAGGAAACCAUGAUGUCAAAAUAAGAGAGAGUGAUGGCACACUAGACUGUGAUGACAUAAGAAGUGAUUGUGAUGACACAAUAGGAGACUGUGAUGAUACACUAGGAGGCUUAUAUGACACAGUAGAAGAUGAUGAUGACAGAAUAAGGGAUUGUGAUGACACAAAAGGAGACUGUGAUGACACAGUAGGAGACAGUGAUGACACACUAGGAGUUUGUGAUUACACAUUGGGAGACUAUGAUGACACAAUUGGAGACUGUGAUGACAAAGUAGGAGACAGUGACUGUGAUGACAAAGUAGCAGUUCGUGUUGACACAAGAGGGAACAGUGAUGACAGAGUAGGGGACUGUGAUGACAUUAUAGGAAAUAUUAAUGACACAGUAGGAGACUUUCAUGACACAGUAGGAGACCAAAAAGAAACAGUAGGAAACAGUGAUGACACGAUAGUAGAGAGUGAUGACACAAUAGAAGACUCUGAUGACACACUAGGAGCUUGUGUUGACACAGUAGGAGACAACGAUGACACAAUAGGAGACUCUGAUGACAAAAUAAGAGACUGUGAUGACAAAGUAGGAGACAGUGAUGACACAGUAGCAGAUUAUGAUGACACAGUAAGAGAUUUGGAUGACAUACUAGGAGAAUACAAGGAUGAUAGAAUUGGAGAAUAUGAUGAUUCAAUAUGUGACUGUGAUGACGCAGUAGGAGACCGUGAUGACACAAGAGGAGAACAUGAUGACACUAUAGGAGACUGUGAUGGCAAAACAGGAGACUGUGGAGACCGUGAGGACACAAUAGGAGACUGUGAUAACAAAAUAGGAGACUGUGGUGAUACAAAAGGGAACUUAGAUGACAGUGGUGACUGUGAUGACACAAUAGGAGACUGGGAUGACACAGUGGGAGACCAUGUUGACACAGUAGGAGACUAUGAUGACACAAUAGGAGACUCUGAAAACAUAAUAGGAGAAUGCGAUGAUGCAAUAGGAGCCUAUGAUGACACAGUAGGAAUCUGUGAUGACAUAACAGGAGACUAUUUUGAUGACAAAUUAGAAGACUGUGAUGACACAGUAGGAGACUGUUAUGACACAGUAGGAAAGUGUAAUGACACAGUAGGAGACAGUGAUGACACAAUAGGAAACCAUGAUGUCAAAAUAAGAGAGAGUGAUGGCACACUAGACUGUGAUGACAUAAGAAGUGAUUGUGAUGACACAAUAGGAGACUGUGAUGAUACACUAGGAGGCUUAUAUGACACAGUAGAAGAUGAUGAUGACAGAAUAAGGGAUUGUGAUGACACAAAAGGAGACUGUGAUGACACAGUAGGAGACAGUGAUGACACACUAGGAGUUUGUGAUUACACAUUGGGAGACUAUGAUGACACAAUUGGAGACUGUGAUGACAAAGUAGGAGACAGUGACUGUGAUGACAAAGUAGCAGUUCGUGUUGACACAAGAGGGAACAGUGAUGACAGAGUAGGGGACUGUGAUGACAUUAUAGGAAAUAUUAAUGACACAGUAGGAGACUUUCAUGACACAGUAGGAGACCAAAAAGAAACAGUAGGAAACAGUGAUGACACGAUAGUAGAGAGUGAUGACACAAUAGGUGACAGUGAUGACAUAAUAAAAGACUGUGAUGACAAAAUAAAAGACUGUGAUGUCACAAAAAAGACUGAUGACAUACUAGGAUACUGUAAUAACACUGUAGGAGUCUAUGAGGACAGUGACUGUGAUGACACAGUAGGUGACAGUGAUGACACAAACAUAGACAAUGAUGACACAAUAGGAGACUAUGAUGACACAGUAGUAGACGAAAGAAGUAAUGACACAAUAGGAGACUGUGAAGACACAUUUGCAGACAAGGAUGAUAGAAUUGGAGAAUAUGAUGAUUCAAUAUGUGACUGUGAUGAUGCAGUAGGAGACCGUGAUGACACAAGAGGAGAACAUGAUGACACUAUAGGAGACUGUGAUGGCAAAACAGGAGACUGUGGAGACCGUGAGGACACAAUAGGAGACUGUGAUAACAAAAUAGGAGACUGUGGUGAUACAAAAGGGAACUUAGAUGACAGUGGUGACUGUGAUGACACAAUAGGAGACUGGGAUGACACAGUGGGAGACCAUGUUGACACAGUAGGAGACUAUGAUGACACAAUAGGAGACUCUGAAAACAUAAUAGGAGAAUGCGAUGAUGCAAUAGGAGCCUAUGAUGACACAGUAGGAAUCUGUGAUGACAUAACAGGAGACUAUUUUGAUGACAAAUUAGAAGACUGUGAUGACACAGUAGGAGACUGUUAUGACACAGUAGGAAAGUGUAAUGACACAGUAGGAGACAGUGAUGACACAAUAGGAAACCAUGAUGUCAAAAUAAGAGAGAGUGAUGGCACACUAGACUGUGAUGACAUAAGAAGUGAUUGUGAUGACACAAUAGGAGACUGUGAUGAUACACUAGGAGGCUUAUAUGACACAGUAGAAGAUGAUGAUGACAGAAUAAGGGAUUGUGAUGACACAAAAGGAGACUGUGAUGACACAGUAGGAGACAGUGAUGACACACUAGGAGUUUGUGAUUACACAGUGGGAGACUAUGAUGACACAAUAGGAGACUGUGAUGACAAAGUAGGAGACAUGAUUGACACAGUAGCAGACUUAGGAGAUAGUGAUAACACAAUUCGAGACCUGGAUGACACAACAGGAGACUGUGACAACAAAACAGGAGACUGUGGUGAUACAAUAGUAGACUUUGAUGACACAGUAGGAGAAUCUGAUGACAGAAUAGGAGAAUGUAAUGACACAAUAGGAGACUGGGAUGACAGAGUAGGAGACUGUUUUGACACAAUGGGAGACCAUAAUGACACAGGAGGAGACAGAGAGGACACAGGAGCAGACUACUGUGAUGACACAGUAGAACACGAUGAUGACAUAUUAGGAGAAUGUGAUGACACAAAAGGAGACCGUGAUGACACAAUAAGAGAUUGUGGAAGUAGUGAUGAUAUAGAAGAUUAUGAUGACACAGAAGGGGACAGUGAUGUCACAAGUGGAGAAAAUGAUCACACAAGAGGAAACAAAAAUAGUGAUGACACAGUAGGAGACUAUGAUGACACAGUUGGAGAUGAGGAUGACACAAAAGGGGACUGUGAUGACAAAAUAGGAGACUAUGAUGACACAAUAGGAGACUGUGAGGACACAGUGGGAGACCAGAGGAAAAAUAUGAUACCAUGA